This is a messenger RNA of Pseudovirgaria hyperparasitica, 2690 nucleotides long. RefSeq lists its product as uncharacterized. Lineage: Eukaryota; Fungi; Ascomycota; Dothideomycetes; Acrospermales; Acrospermaceae. The record is from RefSeq and is a predicted model, not a curated record. The transcript is spliced from 3 exons. Bases 162 to 2405 code for a protein of 747 amino acids.
GCGUCGAUGUGUCUGUUCUCAUGGCAUCGCUAUAAGUUCUAGCCGUGGCAUGGCUCUCUUAUGGGCCUUGCUUCAACAUAACCAUUCAGGUUGUGCCAGAAAGACACUGGUGACAAGAUAUUCUGUUCUAUCCCCUUCAAGAACACGAAGUACCAUCAGUUAUGUCAGAUCAGCUAGAUCGAAUCUAUGAAGGCUUUUGGAUCGACUGGAGUCGGCAAGCAAACGAUCGUCAAGUCCUCACACUUUCACCCAAAUGGGCAUAUCUUUUCGUUGCCUUCCUCGCCGUGUUCGUUACAUGGGCAGCUGGCCAUCUGUGGGGUAUCAUACAGCUCAUUGCUCAUCGCUGCUAUUCGACUCGAGACCCUCAGGACGGACUUCACCACGGGAGACAAGCUAUCCUCCGCAACUCAUCAACGGCAGGAGGUUCGAUAUGGAGUUUGAUACAUCUAUUCUGGAGUUGGAAGCGCAGAGGGCAUAAUGUAACACUACGAUCACUCCCCUUUCUCAUCGUGGCAAUUCUACAUUUAGUAGGUUUUACAGUUGCAGGCAUCUUCUCUUCCCGUGUAACUCAAACAGGAGGCGCAGUGUUGCUCGCAUCGCGACAGUGUGGUAUUUUCGACACUGCUGCUAUGAAGCAUACUUCGUUCGCCGCUGCUGGUGAUGCCGUCUACCAGUACACCUCGGCUCUAGCAACUUCAAGCUCCUCGUGGGCAAGAUCAUGCUACGCGCAAAGCGACUCGGAUUUCUCUGGAGGUCGUGGAUGCGCCGGUUUCCCUAAACGCACCAUCGGACUAUAUCAGCGGAACACCAGUGCUACAUGUCCGUUCGAAAAAUCGAUGUGCGAUCAUGGAUUGGCGCUUUCCUUGGAUACUGGCCUAAUAUCUUCAGAAGAUUUCGGCAUGAACACUAAGCCGGAAGAACGUGUCUGGUUUCGAAAGAUUACCACAUGGAGUCCGAUCAACACGCAGAACCAUACAACAACGACUACCAACCGUGCAGAUCUCAUCGGCACCGAAGCCGAACGAGAGGCUGGGUUCCCUGGAGAGAUGUUUACUCUCUACUGGCUUGGAAAUAUCGACCUCCUAGGUCACGACGUUAAUUGGACAUUUGCAGCAUCGAACUUUACCGGCCACUAUGAUAGUGGCUAUGAGAUUGUGCCAAUGGCUUUCUACUCAGGUAACCCUGAGUUUGAAUGGACCCCUAUACGAGCGCUUGCUAGAACUGAUGCCGACAUCACGUUGAUCAGGAAGUCUAAUCUCGUCAACUACAUGACACCCGUUAAUGAUCCAUGGUUUCGCGCAACAAUUGGUCAUAAUGACUCAAGAGCUGAGGGAACACCUCUAUAUAAGGCUGAUGAACAAUUCUCAGUGUUGGCUGUAACGGAACAGUAUCAGUACUGUUCAUCAUCAGAUGAGACACAGUGCUCGACUCUGACGGGCAACUACUUCGGAGACUUUUCAGAACCCGCAUGGGAUAAUUUCACAGAUGAACAGAAAGAUGUCCUAGCACUAUUAUCUGAAGCAGCCUACUUCUCCAACAUGCGUUCACUCACUUAUACUCUGGGACGAGAGAUCCUCCUUGCCCAUGGUUUCUUGCUUUCACUGGAAGUCGCCGUCAGUGUGCAACUUCCGGACACGCAAUGGUUACUAGAAGCUGAGAAUAUGCACAACACCUCCCUCGCCAUAAUGCAACACAAGAUCGUCGAGCUGCCUUCACCACGCAACAUUGCCACCCUUUCUAAUGGUACAGUCUACCACACUUCUCAAUUCAUGUCUCCUAUCGACAAAGUGUCCAACGGCAAGAUUGCAUCUGCUGCACGACUUUGUGGCCGGAUCAAAGUUCAUGACUUUGAAUUUGCGUCUUUCUCCAUGCUCGCCAUCGAGAUAGUACUCUCCCUCGGUGGAUUCAUUAUCCUCUUGAAUUGCGUUCUUGCUAGCAUAAUCAAGUGGAUCAGCACGAGGUUCGACAUUGGAGCCUAUCCAAUGCUCGAAUGGAUCGAGACGGGAACCCUCCAGCUACAGCGUGCUGUCUUCGAACUGAGAGGCAUCGUUCCCUGGAGAAAACGACUAGACGCUGCGCCGGUAACGGAGAAGCCGGAAAUGCGCUGGGUUGGCAUACCGAAGAGGCAAAGCGAGUUCCUGGUACAUACGGCGAAUAAUGAGUUGUUUCCGCUGCCUGGUGACCGUAUUGAGGAAGACCUCCCGGGACGUCUUGUGGUCGGUCGCUUGCAUGUCCCAGACAGGGGUGCUUCCAGAAUUGACGGUUCCAUAUCUACCCGCUCGGGCGGGAAAGGAGAAUCGGAUAGUCUCCUAACACCUUCUCACCCGGAGACCUCGUUGAGGCCGUCCCUUUCAGAAGAUCCGGAUAUUAGGGGGCUCUUGUGGAACCCAGAUUCUCAAAGCUAAGUGCUGCCAAAAUUUCAAGCUUUUAAUGUUCCAGUUACUUCAUUCUUCACAUAUUGAAAGCGCAUUAUAGAAUAACAAAGACGGUAUAUGUUAGAUAUUCACUAUUCGAUACAUAAAAUCUGAUCGUGUGAAACCACUUCGGAGUGAAAUGAGGCCCAGCACUACAAAGUAGUCCUGCGACCUAUUGCGUUCGUACCAGGAAUCACAUCAACGGUACGCAUUCCACCAAACACCGAGGAAACGUCGCGGCUGUUAGCAUGUACGUCCUUGACAUCGGUGUCUAUU